AUGUUCUUUCAGCAGAAAAUACAAAGGCAGAAAUCUUGGUUCCUUCAUCCUCUUUCUGCUUCCUCUUCAUCAAUCUCUCCUCGAGAGCGGAAUGGAUCUAGAGAUGGUUGGGGGGAGCUUGUAAAUUACUGGGAUCUGGACGGUGGACUCGAUUUCACAGAUGAUUUACUGAUGGACUCGGAAAAGUUGGGUUUUUUGGAGAAUGAGUUGAUUCAGGUGAAUGUGAGUUUCAUGGGCAAAUGCCCCAUGGUAGUGGAGGAAAAUUUGAGAUCUUUCGGGUUCGGGAAGGUGCCAAGUUCUAAGGAGAGGAUUAUCAGAUGGGUGUGGCUCACCGCCUGA
Messenger RNA from Fraxinus pennsylvanica, 339 nucleotides. The record is from the annotation of a GenBank genome assembly. Lineage: Eukaryota; Viridiplantae; Streptophyta; Magnoliopsida; Lamiales; Oleaceae.